UGUCAACUUUGAAGAUGUGGCCGAUACUGAUGCAGUUUCUCCGGAGCAAAGCUCCAUAUUUGACACUCCCCUUUGCAGCCGUCAUAGGCGUUAUAGGCUACAACUUGGAGGGAUACUUCUCUGAUAGAUACACUCCUUAUAACAAAGCGAUAGAAGACCAGAGACUAGAGAGGCAGGAGGACAAACUGCUCGCGGACCCGACCAAUGUUGAGAAGCUGAAGUAUAAAGAAAAUGUUUUAGGGAAAAAUGUGUCACCGUCAUUACAAAAAUAGAUAGAUAAAAAGAAAUAGACCAGUAAAGAUGUAAGAGUCAUUCUAUA
Messenger RNA from Cydia fagiglandana, 319 nucleotides. RefSeq names its product small integral membrane protein 12. Lineage: Eukaryota; Metazoa; Arthropoda; Insecta; Lepidoptera; Tortricidae. The record is from RefSeq and is a predicted model, not a curated record. The transcript is spliced from 3 exons. Bases 15 to 272 code for a protein of 85 amino acids.